GCUCAGAGGAAAAUGGCAGCAGGAAAUCACUCCACAGUGACUGAGUUCAUCCUCGCUGGACUAACAGAUAAAACAGAGCUCCAGCUCCCCCUCCUUCUUUUCUUCCUAGGAGUCUAUGUGGUCACAGUGGUAGGGAACCUGGGGAUGAUCACACUGAUUGUGUUCAGUUCUCACCUGCACACCCCUAUGUAUUAUUUCCUCAGCAGCCUGUCCUUCAUUGAUUUCUGCUAUUCCACUGUCAUUGCUCCCAAAAUGCUGGUGAACUUUGUGACAGAGAAGAACACCAUCUCCUACCCUGAAUGCAUGACUCAACUCUACCUCUUUGCUUUUUUUAUUAUAUCAGAAUGUCAUAUGUUGGCUGUGAUGGCAUAUGAUCGUUAUGUUGCAAUAUGUAAUCCAUUGCUUUACAAUGUCACCAUGUCUUAUGAGGUCUGCUCCUGGUUCGUAGUUGCAGUAUAUAUGAUGGGCUUGAUUGGCGCCACAGCUCACAUAGUUUGCAUGCUAAGAGUGGUUUUCUGCAAGGCUAAAAUAAUCAACCAUUAUUUUUGUGAUCUUUUUCCACUACUGGAGCUCUCCUGCUCCAGCACUUAUAUCAAUGAAAUGGUGAUUUUGUUCUUCAGUGUAUUUAAUAUUCUUGCACCAGUCUUGGCCAUCUUUGGCUCCUACGUCUCCAUCAUUGCCAGCAUUCUGCGAAUUAGCUCCACUGAGGGCAGGUCCAAAGCCUUCAGCACAUGCAGUUCCCACGUUUUGGCUGUUACAAUCUUCUAUGGUUCUGCAGCAUUCAUGUACCUGCAGCCAUCAAAUGUCAGCUCCGUGAACCAAGCAAAAGUGUCUUCUGUGUUUUACACCAUUAUUGUGCCAAUGCUGAACCCCCUGAUCUACAGCCUAAGGAAUAAGGAUGUCAAAGUUGCAAUAAAUAAAAUCAUUGAGAAAAGAUUAUUUUGCAAUGGCAAAGAUUUCUGAUUCUUGGAGAUUUAAUAA
Molecule: messenger RNA, 981 nt
Organism: Loxodonta africana (African savanna elephant)
Lineage: Eukaryota; Metazoa; Chordata; Mammalia; Proboscidea; Elephantidae
Product: olfactory receptor 8G50-like
Exons: 1
Coding region: 13-963 (316 amino acids)
Biological process (GO): sensory perception of smell; G protein-coupled receptor signaling pathway
Cellular component (GO): membrane
Molecular function (GO): olfactory receptor activity; odorant binding; G protein-coupled receptor activity
Source: RefSeq, a predicted model, not a curated record